Molecule: messenger RNA, 1398 nt
Organism: Lathyrus oleraceus (garden pea)
Lineage: Eukaryota; Viridiplantae; Streptophyta; Magnoliopsida; Fabales; Fabaceae
Exons: 5
Coding region: 131-790 (219 amino acids)
Cellular component (GO): cytoplasm; membrane
Source: RefSeq, a predicted model, not a curated record
GGAAAGGGAAAAUUGAGCCUGAAACGCUGCGUUUUCACUUUUUCUUUGUUUCAGACUCACACCACAUGUUAGAGUCUUGAAAUAAGAAUAAGACUUAAGAGCUAAAAAAUCGCGUGUUUUUCGAGAGGGAAUGGACGCGCUUGGAUUUGGGAGUGGAUUUAGCGGCUUCUGGAAGUGGAAUCCGUCACCGGAAUCUCGACGGCGUCGUAUUCGCUCUAACUCGACUUCGCCUGGUUCCAUCGUCGGAGGUGGUUAUCAGUUCCCGGUGAAGCAGGCGAUAACAGCCGCCUCCCUCGCCCUUACCGGUGACACAAUUGCUCAGAUCAGUAACCGUUGGAGCAAAGCCAAAGAGACGGAUGAAAAUGCCUCUCAGGAUGUAUUGUCGAGGCUUCUUUCGGAACACGAUUUGCUACGUGCUCUGCGAAUGACUUCCUAUGGAUUCCUUUUCUAUGGUCCUGGUUCUUUUGCCUGGUACCAGUUGCUUGAUCAUUGUCUCCCUAAACCAAAUGUCCAGAACCUAAUGCUAAAGGUUUUACUAAACCAGAUUGUGUUGGGUCCGUGUGUCAUUGCGGUUGUCUUUGCGUGGAACAAUUUAUGGCAACAGAAGCUCUCAGAGCUUCCAGAAAAAUACAAAAGAGAUGCUCUUCCAGCUUUACUCUAUGGGUUUAGAUUUUGGGUCCCUGUCAGUGUGUUAAACUUCUGGGUGGUGCCUCUUCCAGCUCGAGUAGCUUUUAUGUCAAUGGGCUCAAUAUUUUGGAAUUUUUACCUAUCAUCAACUAUGAACAAGUAAAAUGAAUGCAGCAGACUCUACCAGUAAUUUGCUUUUUUAAAAUUUUUUACAAUGAGGUAUGAUAUCUAUGCGAGAUUAUAUUCCUCCUUUAUUAUAUGUUUGGUUCUACUCGCACUUAAGCUGUAACAUUAUCAUCGACCCUUAUCAUGGUUAUACUCGCACUUAAGCUGUAACAUUAACAUCAACCCUUGUAUUUGUAGGUUUAUUAACAUUUCUGUUCCCCGCUAAAGAUUUUACAUUUUGAAAGCUGUUGACAUUGAAGACCAGCUCUGUUAUGCAGACAGCUGUGAAAUCAGGCGCUAUUUCAUAUAUAAAGUGAUUAUGUAGGAGCUAGCUUUUCAACUAGGAAUUGUAUUUGGGAUAAUUUGUGUUUGUUCUUGUGGAUAAUUGUUGAAUCUGGUUAUGAAAAGACCAGAAAAAUGUGCUGGGAGGCAGAUUUUAGGUUUAGUGUUCCUUGGAAUGUUCUUCAGUGUGUUACAAUACUUGUUGGAACUUUCAUUAAUGUCCCUCGUUGCAUGUGCCUCAAAAGGGGAGCCCCAAUUCUUCCCUUAUAGUUGAUUGCUUAGUUUGCAGAAAUCAAAUUUAUAACAUGAAACUUUUACUUCCAA